Messenger RNA from Saccharomyces eubayanus, 5658 nucleotides. RefSeq names its product Mlp1p (gene MLP1). The record is from RefSeq and is a predicted model, not a curated record. Gene Ontology annotation, molecular function: structural constituent of nuclear pore. The coding region runs from base 1 to 5658 and encodes 1885 amino acids. Gene Ontology annotation, biological process: mRNA export from nucleus; protein import into nucleus. The transcript has a single exon. Lineage: Eukaryota; Fungi; Ascomycota; Saccharomycetes; Saccharomycetales; Saccharomycetaceae. Gene Ontology annotation, cellular component: nuclear pore.
AUGUCUGAUCAAAAUGCUUCAAUGAGAAGCACACAAAAUGAUGGAGACACAGGUGAAAGGCUAAAUGCCAUUGCCUCUUUUUUUGAUUGUUCUUUAGAACAAGUUAAAUCUAUUGAUAGCGAUAUCGUAACACACUUGAACGAUAAACUUUUACAAUUUAAUGAGCUUAAAUCAGAAAACUUGCAAAUCACUGUCUCAUUUGAUGAAUUAAAAACAAACUCUGCGAAAAAAAUUAGUAGUUUGAAAACAGAGAUGGAGAGUGUUUUGAGGCAAAAUGAUGAAAUCCGAAAAGAAAGAAAUGACACUUCUGCCAAAUUCGAGUCUCUACAAAGAGAAAAGACACAGCUAUCGAACGAAUUAGAGUCGAUACAGAGAAAGGCAAAUGACUUGAGCGAAGAGAAAAAGGAAAUUCAAAGCAGCCAACAGCGGACUUUGAAAAUACUGGACGAAAGACUAAAGGAAUUAGAAAUGGUCAAGGCCGAAAAUAACCGCUGCGACAAUGAAUGCAAAAAAUUACGAUCUACUAUAUUAGAAUUAGAAACGAAACAUCAAUCUUAUAUUUCUAGUGAUCUGAACUCUAAGUCUCAACUAGAAAGAAGAACGCAAGAGCUAAAUCUACUGCAGUCAAAUAAAGAUUGGCUGGAAAAGGAAUUGUCGUCCAAAAAUGAGCAAUAUCUUUCAUACAGGCAAAAAACAAACACAAUAAUUACAGAAAUUAGAAAUGAUUUAAAUCGUUUACGGAAUGAUUUCCAAUUAGAAAAAACAAAUAACGAUGUCUUGAGGCAAAAAAACAAUGAGCUAUCGAAAGAUUUACAAGAAAAACUUUUACAGAUUAAAACUUUAUCAGAUUCUUCGGAUAGUGAAAAACUCGACUUUUCUGCAGAGAUUACUUUAAAACAACGUUUAAUAGACCUUUUGGAAUUACAAUUGAAUGCAGUGAAAGAAGAAUUAAACAAUACACGAGAAUCCAACUAUUCUGACGUAACCUCAAAUGACUCGAAACGGCUCAUAUUUGAAAAUGAAAAGUUACUUAAAGAUUUGCAAUCAACGAAACAAAAAUUAACACAAUGUGAAAAUGAGUACCUUCGCCUAUCAUCUAUCACAAAAGAGGCAAGUAAAGAAGACAAUGUCUUGACUUCUAAAUCUAAUGGAGACUUCAUAUUAUUGAGGAAGCAAUUAAUUAAAGAAAAGCGUGCUAAGGAACAUCUUCAAAACCAAAUUGAAUCAUUUAUUGUUGAAUUGGAACAUAAAGUACCAAUUAUCAACUCUUUCAAAGAAAGAACAGACACCUUGGAAAACGAAUUAAACAAUGCUGCAUUACUACUGGAACAUACAUCCAACGAGAAGAAUGCCAAGAUUAAGGAAUUAAACGUCAAAAAUGAAAAACUGGCGGAAUAUGAAGAUGAAAUCCACAUAUUGUCCAAACAACGUCUUGAUUUAUGUCGUCAAAUUCAAUAUCUCUUGAUCACAAAUUCAGUAUCCAAUGACUCUAAGGGACCUUUACGCAAAGAGGAAAUCAAAUUUAUUCAAAACAUUUUACAAAACGACGAUAGUGCUACAACUGAAUCAGACUCGCAAAAAAUUGUAACGGAAAGGUUAGUUGAAUUUAGAGAUAUUAUUCAGUUACAAGAGAAAAAUUCAGAAUUGUUGAGAGUAACAAGAAACUUAGCCGAUAAAUUAGAGUCAAAUGAAAAUAAAUCUAAACAAUAUCUUAAGAAGAUUGAAACCAAAACUAUAAAUGAAGCUAAAGAAGCGAUCCUUACCUUACAAAGCCAAAAAGCACAGUUAGAAUCGAAAAUCCACGAGUUAGAAAAGGAACGAGAAAAAUUUAAGGACUGGACUUUGGAUCAAAAGGCUUCACCUAAUAACUCGAUAAUACAACAAUUAACUGAGACUAAAAGAGAGCUAGAAUCCCAAAUCCAAGACUUACAAGCCCGUAUUUCUCAAGUUACCGGAGAAUCUACCGAGAAUAUGUCACUUUUGAAUAAGGAAUUACAGGUCCUAUAUGAUAGCAAAAGUAGCCUAUCAAUUGAGCUAGGAAGGGAAAAGUCAUCUAGGAUAUUGGCAGAAGAGAGGUUCAAAUUACUUUCAAAUACGCUAGAUUUGACUAAAGCGGAGAACGACCAAUUACGCAAGAGAGCAGUUAAUUUACAAAAUGCCAUCUCAAAACAAGAUUCAAAGACCCAGGAGACACUUAAUGAGUACGUUUCUUGCAAAUCGAAACUAAGUGUUACUGAAACAGAAUUAUCCAAUUUGAAGUCAGAGCAGACACUGAAAAUCGAAUUAGAAAAAAACCUAAGACGAGAACUAAGUGAACUUUCUUCUGAGAAAAACAGUUUACAUAUAAUGGUAACUCAAUUGCAAACCCUCCAAAAGGAACGUGAGAACCUAUUAGAUGAAACUAAAAAAUCUUGUCAAAACAAAAUAGGUAUAUUAGAAAAUGCGCAAAAUGAACUAAAAACCGAAGCUAUUCAUAAAGACCAAUACAUUAAACAACUGGAAGAAGAUAAUGACACAAAAGUUGAAUGGUAUCAGAACAAAAUUGAAACUUUGAGGAAAGAUCAUGAAUCUAUUAUGAAUUCUUUAAAUGAAAAGCAAAUUGAGGUUGAGAAAUUGCAGUAUGAAGUCAAGUCUUUAGAAAAGGAAAUCGAAGAAAACAAGAUUCGUUUACAUACUUACAAUGUACUAGAUGAAUCUGUUAACGAUGAUUCCUUACGCAGAGAACUGGAAAAGUCGAAAAUAAACUUAACUGAAGCUUAUUCUCAAAUCCACGAAUACAAAAAGCUUUACGAGACUGCUGAUAAAUCUCUACAGGAAAUGACAUCCAAACUAGAUGAAUCUAAUAAAACAUUUUCUAAUCAAAUUCAAAGUUUAACUGAUGAAAAGACCACUUUAGAGGAUAAAGUUUCCCUUCUGAAAGAGCAAAUGUCUAAUUUGAAUAAUGAAUUAGAUUUACAAAACCAAGCCAUGGAAAAAGAAAAAUCCGAAUUCAAGAAAAAGAUUUCUAUUUUACAAAAUAACAACAAAGAAAUUGAAGCGGUCAAAUCUGAGUAUGAGUCCAAGUUGUCGAAGAUUCAAAAGGAUCUUGACCAGCAAACUACAUACGCUAAUACUGCCCAAAAUAACUAUGAACAGGAAUUGCAAAAACACGCAGAUGUUUCCAAGACUAUUAGUGAACUAAGAGAACAAUUACAUACUUACAAGAGUCAAGUAGAAACUUUAAACCUAACACGUGACCAGUUUGAAAAAACUCUAAAGGAAAACGAAAACAAUUGGAAUUCCCAAAAGGAGUCUUUAUUAGAACAGAUAGAUCUAUACAAUUCACGAAUCGGAGAUCUUUCAUCACAAAAUAAACUAUUGUACGAUCAAAUUGAAUUAUACACCACUGCGGGCAAUAAAGGUGCCGACACAAAAAGUGGGCCUGCUUUGAAUAAUGAUAUUUUAACCACAUUACGUCGUGAAAGAGACAUUCUCGACACUAAAGUCGCAGUAGCUGAACGAGAUGCUAAAAUGCUAAGACAAAAAAUUUCUUUGAUGGAUGUUGAAUUACAAGAAGCUCGUACGAAAAUGUGUAAUUCAAAGGCCGAAAAUGAAAAACGUUCCUUUAUCAUUGAACAACAUGAUGAGAUUAUGGAAAAGCUAAAUCAAUUGAACUUAUUAAGGGAAAGUAAUACAACGCUGCGUAAUGAGCUCGACAAUUCCAAUAGUAAGAACAAGGAACUUCAAUCUGAAUUAGAUCGACUAAGGGAUAAUAUUGCGCCUAUCGAGGCUGAACUAGCCGCCCUAAAGUUUUCCAUUCAAGAAAAGGAACAAGAAAUCAGACUAACUAAGGAAGAGGUUCAUCGUUGGAAAAAACGCUCACAGGAUAUAAUGGAAAAGCACCAACAAUUGAGCUCAACUGAUUACGAAAAGCUGGAAACUGAGAUAGAGAGUUUGAAAGCACAACUCGAAGAUAAAACGCAACAAGGUGCUGAUUCGGAGGAAAAGUUUAACAGAUUAAGAAGGCAAGCUCAAGAAAAAUUGAAAGCGUCGAAACUUUCACAGGACUUAUUGAUUGAACAACUAAAUGAGUUAAAAGAUGCCAAACUUGCAUUAGAAAAGUCAUUUAACGAUGCCAAUGCAAGAAUUCAAGAGUUGGAAGAUGCAAAAGUAGCAGAAAAUAGGAAUCAGUUAAAUAUGAUCAAAAAAUUACAGGAAGAUACAAAAGAGAACUCUAAAGAACUCGAAACAAAGUUAGAAGAAAACACAAUUUCCUAUGACUCCACGGUUAAGAAACUAAACGAAGAAAUUUGUAUUUUAAAAGAAGAAUUAGAAAAGCAAAGGCAAAUCCAGCAGCAGAUCCAAGCUGCGGCAGGAACAGGACAAGAAGAUUUAUCGAAGGUCGUUGAGUCUAUGAAAAGAUCAUUUGAAGAAGAGAAAAUUAAGUUCAUUGAAGAAAAGACCAGAGAAGUUAAUCAAAAGAUACGAGAAUUUCAAGAGGCUCAAGAAGCCCAAGAAGCCCAAGAAGCUCAAAACAAGGUUAUUCAACCAAGCAACAUCAAUAUAGAUGAAAUAAAAAAACAAUGGGAAGCAGAGCACGACGAAGAAGUUUCGAAAAAGAUCCGUGAAGCUGAGGAAGCUCUCAAAAAGCGCAUAAGAUUACCUACAGAAGAGAAAAUCAGCAAGAUAAUUGAACGCAAAAAAGAAGACUUAGAGAAAGAGUUUAACGAAAAAGUGAAGGAAAGGUUAAAGUCGAUAAACCAGUCUGGAAAAAUGGAAGAUAUAUUUCAAAAGCAACUGGAGAGUAAGAUCCAAGAGAAACAAAGAGAACUAGAAAACGAAUACAACAGAAAACUGCAGGAAAGGUUAGGGGAACUUCCGCCUUCUGCUAUCAUUUCUCCUGAUGAUAAAGAUCAGUUACGGGCAGACGUUGAGGCCCAAUUGAGGGAGGAGUUCAAYGACGAAUUGCAGAGUAUAAAGAAAAAAUCUUUUGAAGAAGGCAAACAACAAGCAAUAAUGAAAACGACCCUUUUAGAGAGAAAGCUUGCCAAGAUGGAAUCCCAACUUUCAGAAACGAAGCAAGGUGUCGAUAGCCCUCCCAAACACAUAAACAAAAUGCCCAAUCCAUUGUUAGGGUUACCUAGAAAGAUUGAAGAGAAUUCCAAUUCUCCAUUUAAUCCACUGCUGUCUGGUGAAAAGCUUCUGAAACUGAACUCUAAAUCGUCCUCGUCUGGUGUAUUUAAUCCUUUUACUUCGCCAUCUCCGAACAAGCCUUUGCAAAGAGAUGAAGCAGAACGAGAGCCUUUGAGCAACGAAACAGACCCGCCGACUCAUUUGGCACCCAGUUUCAAUAUUCCUGCUCCACAGGGUCCGAAUUCCUCGUCUUCUACACUGUCAACCGAUACAAAUGACGAGGAACGCACCGUUAAUGAGCAGGAGGGAAAUAAUGUAUUUGAUGGAAUUGGUCAAUUACAAGACAAAAAAGCACAAGGAAAAGGGGAAUACCUCAUUGAAGCAGCAGGUGCAUCAAACGACGAAACAAAAUUUAACAAACGUCCUAUUGACGAGGUUGGAGAAUUAAAUGAUGAUGAUGAUGAAAUUGACACAGAUUCUAUGAAUGAGGCAAAGAAGAUCAAGAUUGAUGAUGAAGAAGAAAAGGAAGAAGAAGGUAGACGUUAA